CCCCGCCUCUUCGCGUGCGCUCGGGCUCGUGCCGAGCAUGGGCUUCUUGCACUCCCUGGUGUGUCUGCUGGUGCUCCUCUCUGGCCCUUGGCUCCAACUAGAUGACAGGGAUACACUUUCUGGAGCAAAUGAUAUGGUGAAAAUCAUUUAAAAACUGAUGAGUUCAACAAACGGAGAGGGAAUGGGCACACUGCUAACAUGGUGCAGCUCUCGGGUGGCAAAUUCAAGAUGGGAACAGAUUCCCCAGAUGCCAGGGAUGGUGAAGGUCCUGUUCGGGAAGUGGUUGUAAAACCCUUUGCCAUUGACAUGUUUCCUGUCACCAACAAAGAUUUCAGGGAAUUUGUUCGGGAGAAAAAGUACCGGACAGAGGCCGAGGUGUUUGGUUGGAGCUUUGUCUUUGAGGAUUUGGUCCCUGAAGAAGUUAAAAACAAAGCGAGCCAGAACAUGAAGUCCGUCCUCUGGUGGUUUCCUGUGGAAAGGGCCUUCUGGAGGCAGCCUGCAGGUCCCGGCUCUGGCAUCCGAGAGAGACUGGAGUUCCCGGUGGUUCAUGUGAGCUGGAAUGAUGCGCGUGCCUACUGCACUUGGCGGGGGAAGCGGCUGCCCACUGAGGAGGAGUGGGAGUUUGCAGCCCGCGGAGGGCGGAAAGGUCAGAUUUACCCAUGGGGAAACCAUUUCCAGCCAAACCGCACCAACCUGUGGCAGGGAAAGUUCCCCCAAGGCGACAAGGCUGAGGAUGGAUUCCAUGGCGUCUCCCCCGUGAACGCUUUCCCCCCACAGAACGCCUACGGACUCUAUGACCUCGUGGGCAACGUCUGGGAGUGGACAGCUUCCUCCUAUCUGCCUGCCGCCCAGGACAUGCGUGUCCUCCGGGGGGCAUCCUGGAUUGACACCGCAGAUGGCUCUGCCAAUCACCGUGCCCGAGUUACCACCAGGAUGGGCAACACGCCAGAUUCAGCCUCAGACAACCUGGGCUUCCGCUGUGCUGCCGAUGCAGGCCGACAGGAGCUGUGAGCAGCCGUGCCGGGGCCUCGUGGCCUUUCCUGGCCUUAUUCCAAACACAGCCAAUGUCCGAACGCGUCAGUCUCAGAAAUGACCUUCCCCUUUGACCAUCCCUCGGCAGGAGG
Molecule: messenger RNA, 1124 nt
Organism: Sorex fumeus (smoky shrew)
Lineage: Eukaryota; Metazoa; Chordata; Mammalia; Eulipotyphla; Soricidae
Gene: SUMF2
Product: sulfatase modifying factor 2
Exons: 10
Coding region: 199-1011 (270 amino acids)
Cellular component (GO): endoplasmic reticulum
Source: RefSeq, a predicted model, not a curated record